Molecule: messenger RNA, 1448 nt
Organism: Cryptococcus deneoformans JEC21
Lineage: Eukaryota; Fungi; Basidiomycota; Tremellomycetes; Tremellales; Cryptococcaceae
Product: expressed protein
Exons: 3
Coding region: 65-1396 (443 amino acids)
Source: RefSeq, a predicted model, not a curated record
GCGAGUACCAACUCAGAAACCACAACGGCGACGAAGAAACGAUAACAACGGCAACAAUCUCACAAUGGUACAUCAGGAUAAUCCGUCCAACUCUAUCCUCCUCCUGCACCCGCCCGCCCUCGACCCUACACACUUUGUCUCGCGGCUCAUCUCCAAAGACCUUUCUGUCGUUUCAGAUACAGAACCUGUAUCGUGGAUCAUCGAUAACAAGUAUUACUCUGCCGAAGUCUUCUUCCAACUCAUCCCAAUUCCACAAAAUCUAGACGGCGACGACGUGCUAAACAAAUACCAUGAUGUGGGAGUUGUAGUUUACCUGUUUGAGGGCCCGAUUCCCAAAGUGCUCCCUCCGAGGCUAGUGAAAUUCAUGUCUGAGCCUCGAGACGUUGCUAUCGCAGUCCGUGCUUUAUCAAGUGGAUUACCGGAAGAGAUUCAGGAUGGGGAAGGGGAAGAGAUGACAAGUGUGACAGAAUUGUUCGAUGAGAUUGGGAUGGAGUUUAUUGACGAAGUCAAUCCUUUCACUGACGAAGAUGACGAGAGACCGAUGAUGCCCUUGGACAUUAUUCGUCAAACUCUCCAGACACAUCUAUGGCCAGGAAUGUCUCGCAAACCUCUUCACACUUCUUCGCAAAUGCCUGCCUCAGCCCCAUCUUCUACUACGUCUUCAAGGGCGCCCUCACCUGAACAUGCUCAGUUCGACGUAACCUUCAAUCCGCCCGUCCAGGACAGGAAGGGGGAUGGCGAACAGGGCGAGGGAAAUAGUGAAAAGAAAAGAAUGGGACAGUUUCCCGACCUUCAGGAACUUGUCGCACAAAUGUACGGCGCUGAUUUUGCCGCUGUUGACAGCUUCGACAAGUUUGACCAGUUCAGUACUGGCCUUGAGUCGCUGUCGUUGGCCGAGAGGGGAACAUACGUAUCACUCGAUGAUAUGGAACUCUCUCAGGAUAACGAUGAUCACCAGAACCUGGAAGAAUGGUUGGACGAGGAUGAGGAGAGAAUGGAGUCAAAGAGUAUAGAGAUUGAAGAAAAGAAUGGUCGAACGAGUAGAGAAGCUGAGGAUCAGCUACACCAGGACAGUGACCAAUUCGACCCAGUCUUCGAACCCAAUCUCAGUAAUCACGAACCUCAACCCCCAGGCUUUCAAGAUGAUUUUACCGAUUUUCAAAGUGCACCUCCUCCACCGUCAUCUACCGGUUCUGCCACACUAGCGCUCGAUCCCACACCUCUACUUUUACAUUUACAGUCUGUCCGAGCCGAGUUAGCGGGUGUGGAAGACGAGGACGAAAGGCGCGUAAGAGCUGGAAGAGAGGUUGCACAUAUGCUCAAGACAUUGGGAUUAGAAGUGGGGGUUGAUGAUGACGAUUUGGGACUAGACGAUAUUGGGUUGGAUAGUAUCUGAGAUUGUAUGAUUACCUGUGAAUAGAAUUACAUGCGAUGUGCAUACUAUUGAA